AUGGGCGCCAAGAAGAAGACGACGAGCCGCGCCACCGGCAGGAAGAAGGUAGCAGAGCCGAAAGGAAUGAGUGCAUCGACGCCAUCCGACGAGAUGUCGCUUCACGACGAGGAAGCGAUCGAAUUCGACGAUGUACUUUCAGAUGACCGUCGCGUGGCGGCGGAGGAGGCGUAUGAUGAGGCCAUUAACGAUGAUGACGACUUUGAGGUGAAGGCGGAGAAGUAUCGUCGGCGGAUGCUCGCCCUCAGCCGUGAGGCCGCGGAGGAGCGUGAUGCGGACAUGCGAACCCGUGUGGUGAAGGCGACUCCGCUGCACGAUGCCGAGGAGGCGCAGGAGCAGAUGCAGCUGCUUGGCCAGCAGCACACGACGGAGGAGCUGCGGGAUCGAAUUCAGGAGACGGUCCGUGUGCUGUCAAAGUUUAAGGAGGAGCGGGAGGAGGAGCGGACGCGUGCGGAGUACAUGGAGCUGCUCCGCUCUGACGUCAUGGAACUCUACGAAUACAACGAGUUCCUGACAGAUGCAAUUUUGCUGCUCUUCCCACCGGCCGAGGCCGUGGAGUUUUUUGAGGCGAUGGAGAAACCGCGUCCGACAACCAUCCGCGUGAACACGUUGAAGGCCAAACGCCGGGAUUUGGUGCAGACGUUGGUGAAGCGCGGCAUGAAUGUGGAGCCGCUGGAGAAGUGGUCUAAGGUGGGGCUGCAGGUGUUUGAGUCCAACGUUCCCAUCGCGGGAACGAUUGAGUAUCUUGCCGGGCACUACAUGCUGCAGUCGGCAGUGUCGUUUUUGCCGGUGAUGGCGCUUGCCCCGCAGGAAAAGGAGCGCAUUCUUGACAUGGCCGCCGCCCCUGGUGGAAAGACGACGUAUAUUGCCCAACUGAUGAAGAACACAGGUGUGCUGUUUGCCAAUGACGUCAGCGAGCCCCGCACAAAGUCGUUGAAUGCCAACUUGCAACGCCUCGGGGUGAUGAACGCGGUGGUGACAAACUACGAUGGCGCCGGCUACGAUAAAGUCAUGAGGAACUUUGACCGCGUUCUUCUUGACGCCCCGUGCACAGGUAGCGGCAUCAUCUCGCGGGACAAGAGCAUCAAGACCAGCAAGCACUACGAGGAUGUUCAGCGGGCCUCGCAGCAGCAACGGUCUCUCCUCCUUUCUGCCAUUGACGCGGUGAAGGUGGGCGGCUACGUUGUCUACUCCACCUGCUCGUUCCUUGUGGAGGAGAACGAGGCGGUUGUGGAGUUUGCGGUGCGGCGACGCCACGUGGAGAUUGUCGAAAUGGGGCUUCCGUUUGGCCGCCCUGGGCUCACAAAGUACCGGCACCACCGCUUUCACGAAAAGAUGCAGUGCUCGCGCCGCUUCUUCCCGCACGUGCACAACAUGGAUGGCUUCUUCGUCUGCAAGCUGAAGAAGUUGUCAAGCGACCGCACCGACGUCCACGACGCCAAGGAGGAGGUGGAGCGGACGGAGAAUGGCCUCUCACGCCGUGGGAAGAGUGGGGAGAAGAUGGCCAGCAAGCGUCAGCGCGACGGCAACACACACGCCGUGGCGAGGACGCCAGCAAAGGCCAGCCGCCUCAGCGUCCCUCCACCGAAGGGAAGGAGCGGAAAGGCGAGCCCCCGGUAA
Messenger RNA from Trypanosoma rangeli, 1620 nucleotides. RefSeq names its product putative nucleolar protein. The transcript has a single exon. Gene Ontology annotation, cellular component: nucleolus. The record is from RefSeq and is a predicted model, not a curated record. Gene Ontology annotation, molecular function: RNA binding; rRNA (cytosine-C5-)-methyltransferase activity. Gene Ontology annotation, biological process: maturation of LSU-rRNA; rRNA base methylation. Lineage: Eukaryota; Euglenozoa; Kinetoplastea; Trypanosomatida; Trypanosomatidae. Bases 1 to 1620 code for a protein of 539 amino acids.